Closterium sp. NIES-67 is the source of this 1189-nucleotide messenger RNA. NCBI's taxonomy places the organism in Eukaryota, Viridiplantae, Streptophyta, Zygnematophyceae, Desmidiales, Closteriaceae. The record is from the annotation of a GenBank genome assembly.
UUCUUCCCUUCCUCCAGCCGCCAACGCUGGACUUCAGCGUAACCCUCGCAUAUCAGUGCAGAGGAUAAACUAAACUUUCCCGAGAGGCGGCAUGAAGUGGGCGAAUCUCGAGCUGAUGAUCUCCGCGAUUCGGGCGUUCGUCCCCGAGCUCGCGUCGGGGAAGCAUAAAGGCCAAGCAGGGAAGAUCGCUGUGAUUGGAGGAUGCCGCGAGUACACCGGGGCUCCCUUCUUCGCCGCAUUUUCCGCGCUCAAACUGGGUGCAGACAUUGCGCACGUGUUCUGCUCGCGAGAGGCCGCUCCAGUCAUCAAGGCGUACAGCCCGGAGCUCAUAGUGCACCCGGCGCUACGGGAAUCAUAUGACGUUAAGCUUGACACGCCGGAUCAGCGAAAAGAAAUUGUCGAAGCAGCAGUGAAGACGGUCUCUGAUUGGCUGUCGCGGAUGGACUGCGUUGUCAUAGGGCCGGGCCUGGGCAGGGACUCGCUGCUGCAGGAGUGUGUGGCUGACAUCAUGACUGCCGCCCGGCAAGCAAGCAUUCCAAUGGUCAUCGAUGCGGAUGGUCUGCACCUGGUGUCCAACCAGCCGCACCUCAUCACCAGCUACCCCCUCGCCAUACUCACACCCAACGUGAACGAGUUCUCUCGCCUCUCGCAAGUCGUCGCAUCGCAACGCGAUUCCACGGCAGCAGCAGCUGCUUCCGGCGGGUCGUCUAACCCCGCCAGUUCACUCGCCGAGCUCGCAACCGAUCUUGGAAAUGUCACCAUAGUGGAAAAGGGCGCAGCCGAUGGCAUUUCAGAUGGAAAGACAGUGCUUGAAUGCGGCCUGUUUGGCUCUCCCAGGCGAUGCGGAGGGCAAGGGGACGUGCUGUCAGGCAGCAUUGCAGUGUUCUUCGUCUGGGCCCGCAAGUGGCAGCAGCGCCUACAGGCUCAGCAACAAGAGGGUGUUUCCUCUGAUGCUGAGAUGCAGCAUCUGGUGGCAGAGCAGCUCUCAGACAAUCCAGCAAUCAUGGCAGCGUUUGCAGGGUCGUUGGUGGUGAGGAGAGCAGCGUCGGCUGCCUUUGCCAAGAACAAGCGCAGCAUGACCACCACAAACAUCAUCGAAUGCCUAGGUGACUGUGUUGAGGAUCUCUUCCCUGUAGGUCCAUGGGAAUCACAACCCAAGUUGUAAUGGAUCAGUGGGUGUACAGUGCGU